Zeugodacus cucurbitae (melon fly) is the source of this 938-nucleotide messenger RNA. It is a transcript of the gene mRpS18B, whose product is annotated as 28S ribosomal protein S18b, mitochondrial. Gene Ontology annotation, molecular function: structural constituent of ribosome. The record is from RefSeq and is a predicted model, not a curated record. Gene Ontology annotation, cellular component: mitochondrion; ribosome. Gene Ontology annotation, biological process: mitochondrial translation. Lineage: Eukaryota; Metazoa; Arthropoda; Insecta; Diptera; Tephritidae. The coding region runs from base 107 to 736 and encodes 209 amino acids. The transcript is spliced from 2 exons.
GCUCAUUAAACGAGAAACAUUUUACGAUAAAAGUAUCACUGAACUGUUUUAUUAUUUAAUAUUUGGUUAGGAUCGAAAAUAGUGUUAUUCAUCAACAUAAAGUAAAAUGAUUACAAUUUUAAGGACAAUUUCUAGAAAUCUUACUAAUGAAAAGUUUUCUGUUGUUAAGCGCGUUGUUUAUCCCCAAGGGCUUACAAGUUUUCAUUCAUGUGCACGCUUAAGGUGUGAUGCAAAGCCGGAUGAAAACGCAAAUGGUGCUGAAUCCAAUAACCUUACUGCCGAUGAAAUAAAAAGGCAAAAUAAUGACCGAACACAAGUUAUUCCGGUAGAGACUUCAAUGAGAUACCUGAAAAGUGCAGCCUACAAAGAAACCUAUGGUGAUCAAUUAGUUUGGGAGCAAUAUAGACGCAACCACAAAGGAGCAAUUCCACCACGUAAAACACGUAAAACUUGUAUUAGAAAAGGAGUAAUAUCUACAGGAAAUCCGUGCCCUAUUUGUCGUGAUGAAUAUUUAGUGUUGGACCAUCGUAAUAUUGACUUGCUGCAACAGUUCAUUUCGCCACAUACGGGUCAAAUUCUAAGUUAUUCUAAAACUGGUAUUUGCCAGAAAAAACAUUUUGAAUUAACAGUGGCCGUUGAACGUGCCCGUGAUUACGGUCUAAUAACCUUUGACGUGCCUUUUAGAGAAUUCGAUCUUGACGAAUACUACGGAAAAACUAUAACUAAAAAAGAAUAACAAAAUAUAGCUCUUCAAAUUUAAAUAAUAAUAUAGUAACUUUUAUAUAGCAGAAACAAAAUAAUGACUUCAUAUGGUAGUGACGAUAAUUUACAAUUCGAAGAGCAUUCAUCAACAUUCCUCGUAGUUGGUGGUGGAAUCGCAGGUGUCACUUGUGCGGAAACAUUAGCAACAUACCAUCCAGAGGAGAGCAUUACUUUAA